This is a messenger RNA of Polyodon spathula (Mississippi paddlefish), 4338 nucleotides long. RefSeq names its product serine/threonine-protein kinase PAK 5-like. Gene Ontology annotation, cellular component: cytoplasm. Gene Ontology annotation, biological process: intracellular signal transduction; apoptotic process; protein phosphorylation. Gene Ontology annotation, molecular function: ATP binding; protein serine/threonine kinase activity. The transcript has 12 exons. Lineage: Eukaryota; Metazoa; Chordata; Actinopteri; Acipenseriformes; Polyodontidae. The record is from RefSeq and is a predicted model, not a curated record. The coding region runs from base 540 to 2831 and encodes 763 amino acids.
GUACAGCUCACUAUCUCGCACUUGCCUGUUUCUCUCGAAUUAUCACCAUCAAUACUUGCCCUAGGUGGUCUAAUUUCCCACUGCCUGGCAGCUUGAAGCUCAGCUCAACAACAGCCCGGAUGUAGCACACUGUCUUCGUAUCAAUAAGGGAUUGUAAGCGCACGGGAGAGCAAUAACAUGGCGCUGGCAGUACUGUAACGGAACCGAGAGAAAAAAAAAAAAAAAAAGAAAUGUAACGCACAUAAUCAAAGACAGCAGGUGGACCCUAGCAUGUUGAACAAAAACGACCCAGUUAACAUGAUGGAGAGUGAGGCGAAGUCUGUGUCUGAGGACGAGGGAGAAGCUUGUUCUUCUGGUGGUAGGCCGACUUACAGACCAACGGUGUUUUUGUGAAGUCCGUGUAGAAAUGCCCACCACACAGGAAAACGUUUGUUGCCACAAAUACCCAGCAGUGCUGGAAAGGUUAGGGUCCGAGUGAGGAAAAUCUGUGCAGUGCAUCACACAGCACCAGGGGUGUCGUGAUACCUGCUUGAGUGCGUAUGUACUUGAAGCUUGUGCCUAUGCUUAUGUGCUACAUGAAGGCCGCUUGGGAGAUGAGGAGCACCAGCAUGAGUUUGCCAGGAUUUUCCAACAUGUUUGGAAAGAAAAAGAAAAAGCUGGAGAUCUCUGCCCCCUCAAACUUUGAACAUCGCGUUCACACAGGCUUUGACCAUCGUGAGCAGAAAUUCACAGGCCUUCCCCAGCAAUGGCAAAGUUUACUGGCAGAUACCGCAAACAGACCCAAACCCAUGGUGGACCCAUCAUAUAUCACACCCAUUCAACUUGCGCCUAUGAAGAUAUCUCCCAAGAAAGUCCGGUCCGCUGAAACGUCAUUACAAAAAACCAUAGUAAGAGGAAACCGACCCCAGAAAGAUGCCUCCAUCAAUGGCUUGCUGGAAGAGUUUGACAGCAUUUCUGUAACCCGUUCAAACUCUUUACGAAAGGAAAGCCCUCCUGCGCCUUACCAGUCAAACUCCAAUCACAUUCAAGAGCACCCUGAAGAAAAUGGCUUCAGUCAUUACUACUCCAGAUACUCCCGCGACCUGAACACAGCUAAAGAUUUUCCUCUGGAGCCCUACAGAGAAAAGGGUAGUUUUGAAGAAGACUGGGGAAAACACUAUAGAUCAACUAAACAAAAUGGCCAUUCUACAAAAACUAGAGGGGCAGAUCCAUUUUAUCCGGAUGCCAUGCCCCAAAAGCCAGACUUUUUUAAAAUGCCACCAGAUUACCACACUUACAUGGAGACAAAGAUUAAAUCAGCGGAUCUUACUGGGGCAAACCGGGACAAUUUUAGAGGCUCUGCAAGCAGUUAUCCUCAUGAUUACAGGGAGCAACCUCAAGGCACACCCUCAAGGACUUCCAUUCAUAGUGAAAGAAUUGAUUACUCAGAUAGUGACUGGGGAUAUGGUCCCCCAAGAGAAGAUUAUGAGAAGAGACCAAAGUCAUCCUAUGUAACCCAUACCAGCCCUCAACCAGCCAUUAGACAGCGGUCCAGGUCAGGAUCUGGCCUGCAGGAACCUAACUUGCCAUGUGGAGCUAGCGCUUUUAAAUCAGCACAGCAGGGUCAUGCUUACAGUUCAUACACCUAUCCUCGUCUCUCUGAAACCAUGACUGGCUCAGGUAUUCCAAAGGUGGAUCAUGAAAGAGCACAGAGAGAUGUAAGCCCACAGGUGCCUGUUGCAGAAACAUAUCCCAGAGGCCCAACUAAACUACCUCAAAGUCAAACCAAGCCAAGCUACCCAGUUGGUUACCAAUACCCCCCGACAUACCACAAACCAUCUCCAUACAAUCGCCCCCCUGCACAGCCCAGUCCUCAAGCUUCUUACUCCCAGCCCUCGUCUCCCUACAUUCCUUCUGGUGCUUACCCUCCGCCGAGCUGGGGUUCCUCCUCUGAUCAGCAGCCCUCGAGGGUGUCCCAUGAACAGUUUAGGGCGGCACUCCAGCUGGUGGUGAACCCUGGUGACCCCCGGGAAUACCUGGACAACUUUAUCAAGAUCGGAGAAGGCUCCACUGGCAUUGUGUGCAUCGCUACAGAAAAGCACACUGGCAAGCAGGUUGCAGUAAAGAAAAUGGACCUCAGGAAACAACAGAGACGGGAACUGCUUUUCAACGAGGUAGUUAUAAUGAGAGACUACCAUCAUGAAAAUGUGGUUGACAUGUACAACAGCUAUCUUGUGGGGGAUGAGCUAUGGGUCGUCAUGGAGUUUUUGGAAGGUGGUGCUUUGACUGAUAUUGUAACCCAUACGAGGAUGAAUGAAGAACAAAUAGCAACAGUUUGUUUGUCAGUGUUGAAGGCUUUGUCAUAUCUCCAUACUCAAGGUGUUAUUCACCGGGAUAUAAAAAGUGACUCGAUACUUCUCACAAGUGAUGGAAGGAUAAAACUCUCAGACUUCGGCUUCUGUGCUCAAGUUUCCAAGGAGGUUCCUAAGAGGAAGUCACUGGUUGGCACUCCUUACUGGAUGGCACCAGAGGUGAUUUCUAGACUACCAUAUGGAACUGAGGUAGAUAUUUGGUCCCUUGGCAUCAUGGUAAUAGAAAUGGUGGACGGAGAGCCUCCUUAUUUUAAUGAACCCCCACUUCAGGCAAUGAGGAGGAUACGAGACAAUUUGCCUCCAAGGUUAAAGGAAACCCAUAAGGUUUCAUCUGUCCUGAGAGGAUUUUUAGACUUGAUGUUGGUGAGAGAACCUUCGCAGCGAGCUACUGCACAGGAACUACUGCGUCAUCCAUUCCUGAAGCUGUCUGGACCUUCUUCCUGCAUCGUACCCCUGAUGAGGCAGUACAGGCACCGCUGACAAGGAGCUGAAUUUCCAACUGUGAAAAGUGACUUAAUAGACUGAAACCCUUUAAAACAGCAAGAGCUUAGCUGCCUGAACACAUUGGCUACAAUUAGAUAGAUAUAUGCUCACCAGUUUUGCUUUUAUGCAAAAAGCACAUAAUCUAACUGCAGUAAGAUUAGAAGAGCCUCUGUGCCACUGAGGGAUCCAUUGAAGUAGCCGUAUAUUCUAGUAUUUCUAUAUCCAGAGAUGUUAAGGGUUGACUUCUAGCACUGAGUGUCUUAGCUGUUGAUUUCUAGCACUUUUGGAGCUCCGCUUCUUUUGGAAGUCAGGUAAUCUGCCUUCCAGACAGCGCAAGAGAUGAAUUCCAUGAAGCUCCACUGUCCCUGUCACAGUAAUAAAUUACAGCACAUUCGAGACUCAUCCUCAGAGUCUUACUUAAUGGAAAUUGUAUGGAGGUUUUGUACAUCUAGAAGGACUGGCUUGGUUUUAAAAAAAAAAGCACUUUUCUCUUCUAACACUAGCAGUAUGAUGUAUUUUAGAUCAACUGUAAUUUUAUGUACAGUUUUUGAUAAUUUGCAGUAUUUUGUUGUGAUGUAACCAUUGUGAUAUGAACAGUAUUAAAUAUAAUUUAACUAGAAUUUCAGCAAAGAUCUUUCCUACUGUUUGUAAUCCCUUUUUACAAAUAUAAGAAAGCCUAUACAGGAAAUACAACUAACCCUAAACUACAGUAUGAGAACGUGUGUAUCGAUAACUAGACUGUAUUUCUGAAGAUGCAAACAAAAUUAUUUGUACACUGAGGAAAAUUUGUCAAUUAAAAAAGGGGGUAUUGCCAGAUUUUUGUAUACUAUUUAUAGUAUGAUUUAUUUUUUGAAUAACUGAAGAUUUAUUUUUCAGUAGGUUUGCCUUUUUAGUUUUAAGAUUGAAACGGGCAAUUGUGUUGGUUACUUUACAUACGCAAGCAAUAUUUACUAAUUCAAUCACCUAUUUUGUCUUUAUAUUAAUAUCAAAGGUAACGUGUAAUGGUAGUGCUUUUCAGAAAUUAAACUGGAGAUAAAAUAUGUGCAAGAUUUAAUUUUUAUUUUUUGCCAUAUAAUAAAAAAUAACUAACAAUCUGAUAUGGUCUUAUCUGUUUAACUGUAGGCAAAAGUUACAAAAGUGACACUUUGAGGUAUUAACCAAUCACUGUCAAUAGACAACAGUCCAGUUACUGUAUCACAAAUAAAAAGCACUAUGAAAAAAGGAAUGAUUUGAAAAUACCAAACCCUGAAGGUUUGUAACAUGCUUUGACUUCCCUGUCUGGUGUAUACUCUCUAUUUAAUCCAUUGCUGUGCUCCUGGAGCUAUGUCAGUGUACUUGAUGAAUCAGGUAUAAUGUUAAUUACUUUCUUGUUUGUUAGUUUGUUGUAGUUAUAAUUUUAAUGUGUAAAUAUGAACACAUUAACAAGUGUGUUGCUGCCUAAGCCUUGAUAAAUGUUAAAACUUGAAUGACUACUAAAUAAAUGUGCUGUUGCUUGUUGAGUGAA